AUGUCAGGUUACUACGUUGGACCCUUCGGUCGUAUGUUACCCGCCAUCGACGGUCGAUCAACCGAGCAGGAUCCGGAGCACCCAGCUAAUGAAUCAGAAUCUGGGGAUAACCCAUACCAGCUUCCACCCCCACGUGCACCAGCAAACUUGCAAUUUGGAUCAGACCCAUUUUUACGACGAGGAGAAAAUGCCGAGCCAGGGACAGGCCCACCGCCAGGGGAGUCUGCUUCACAGCCACAACCUCCAAGGACCGAGCAAUUACCUUCUGUGCGACAUUUGUUAACCCCUGCUGCCGGUCCGAACUCGCCACCUGCCUACCAUCAGCCAUUCGGGACUUCGACGCCUGGGACCGACCAUCGUGAAUACUCUUAUCCGUUUCGUGGGCAUGAGCCGGCACAUGCUUCACAGAUCACCCCAGUCUCUACACAAGACAGAGGACGCUCGGAAUCAUUCCCACAUCCACAGACAGGUACCCUUCCGUCACUGUCACAGGUGGCUAUGCAUAGUCCUCGAGACAUGACACAUCAUACGGCGACACGAAGUGAGCCGUCAGCGGUUUCCUUCCAGCACAGUCAAUCACCUUUCCACGGAACCCUAUAUCACGAAAAUCCUUCGAGUACAGGAGACAUUUCAUCUCCCGAGAGCGCGAGUCGAGUUUCAGGCCAGUCUACACUUCCGCUUGUAAUUGACGAACGAUACGUGGAAGGAGAGGGAAUCUGCUAUUUUUAUGCAGAUGGGUCGCACGUCCCGAAGCUUAUUAAUGGUGUCCUGGUGAACGCCAAUUGGGGCAUCACGAAGGCUGGGAAACCGAGGAAAAGACUAGCACAGGCCUGUCUUACCUGUCGGGAGAAGAAAAUCAAAUGCCAACCGAACCUACCGAAGUGUGAUCAAUGUCAGAAAUCCGGACGUGAAUGCAGGUUCGAGAGUGCUCCCCGUGGGAGUCGUGGCUCCAUGAGAGCAUCAAACUCAACAGGGCCAUCUAGUAGAUAUGACAUGAGGGAAGGCUUUUCACCAGGCCCUCAUGCGGCCUCCGACGUUUCCCCCUCGCUUUACAAUAUGCCUCGAGCUUCAAACAGUGCCACUUCGCUUCCCGGAACGAGCGGCCAUUCACCAGGCUCCGAAGGUCCCUUGCCGUCCGCAACCGAAGGCACAUACGAUACAAUGACAGAUGCAGAGCGAGCAUACCGGUCACGAAUAUACAGAACCCCGCGCCCCAUUCCUGUGGGUGAUGAUACCGGCACAAGGGCUUCUGAACACACGGAGACGCUUCGGCCAGAAUAUUCCGAUAUUUUUGGAGAUCUCAAGGACAUCAAUGCCGAUGAUCCCCUUGCUGGUUCCUGGAACGUUGAUCCCUACGACAGUGAUCCAGAAAUGACAACACACUACGUCGAGUCCUACUUUACAUCGGUUAAUGAACUUUACCACAUAUUCCCACAUGCUCGAUUUGUCUUGUGGCUGAAGUCUUGUCAUACAAAGUCGGCCGAAGACAAGAUGUUACUAUACUCAAUGAUGGCGUUGGGAUCCAUCUUCUCCGACCGGCCUGACAGAAUCGGAGCACUACGACGAUAUUCCAGGAUCGCACGUUUUGCUAUUCAGAAAAGCCAGCAUGCCCUGUCUUUGCAGCUUGUUCAAAGCCACCUUAUUAUGAGUCUUCUCUACUACGCCACUGGAUCAUUGGUAGGAUCUUGGGAUUCGAUCGGCGCAGCCGGACGAGCGGCCAGUGGCCUGCGAUACAACGUGGAGUCCGGGGGAGUCAUUGUGGACCAGAAUCAAGCCUGUGACUAUGGACUUCACCCACAGGCAUUGAUUGAAUGUCGCCGUCGGACGUACUGGGUCGCAUUCAUUUUGGAUCGAAUGUCAAGCUUCUUUUCCGCAACUUCCACCUUCAUCUCGUCGGAAGCAGCUUUAAUCCGACUUCCAUGCCGCGAAGAGAUAUAUGAGGCGCAGCAAUACGCAACCGCACCUUACUUCCAAGCCGUUCUCAACCAGGCCACUGUCACAAAUGAUGACCUUUCAGCUCUCAGUCCUAUGGCAUUCUUAAUCCAGAUUAUGUCAAUCUGGGGAGACGUUUCUUUGAAUGUGUUUCGCUUGGCACACGCUCCAUCAGAGGGUUACGCUCAGCUUGCGGAAGAAUUCCACGAGAUAAUCUCUCGCCGCACUGAAGACUGGAUAAAACGGCUUCCUGAGCAUAUGGUUUUCUCCGCAGUCAAUCUCGAGCGAGCCGCUCAAGUAAAGAAAGCAGACGCCUUCUUAUCAAUUCACAUUUUUUACCACGCCACCUUGAUGAAACUAUACAGACACGCCAGAUAUUCGAGUCUGAGAUCUGAGAUACUGGUUCAGUAUAUCCACCGGGCUCGAUUCCACGCAGUUGAAGCCCUAAGAAUUGCCAUGGCAAUCAUGCCCUGUGCCAACGCCGACACAUCUGGGCCUAAUGUGACUCUUCUCAGCCCAUUGAUAGGCUACGGGGUUCUAUCAGCUGUGGAUGUGCUCAGUGCAGCUGGCUUAAUAGCAGAGCUACCAGACUGCAUACCAUUGAUCAGAGGUGCUCUCAGUGUGAUGCAGCUUUUUUGCCGGCAUUGGGACAGUUCUUUGGACUUGGCCAAUACCAUACAAAGGCGUCUGGCACUAAUGAUUGAAUGCUUAAAUGACCGAACCCGAUCUCAAGACAAGAUCGGGUUUGCUGUGGACGGGUCAUCUUUAGAGACCAAGGCUCGCACAGGUGCGCCUUCAUCUCAACCACUAAGCGGUCUUGACGAGGACUUAUUCUAUGGCUCAAUGCCAAGAGAGAUGCUCCUCCAUGCCAUGCGAAUCGACGAUAUUGCUAUCUCGGAGAACAGCAUCUCCUGGCUCAAAGACCGCUAA
Molecule: messenger RNA, 2862 nt
Organism: Penicillium longicatenatum
Lineage: Eukaryota; Fungi; Ascomycota; Eurotiomycetes; Eurotiales; Aspergillaceae
Product: Zn(II)2Cys6 transcription factor
Exons: 3
Coding region: 1-2862 (953 amino acids)
Biological process (GO): regulation of DNA-templated transcription; DNA-templated transcription
Cellular component (GO): nucleus
Molecular function (GO): DNA-binding transcription factor activity, RNA polymerase II-specific; zinc ion binding; DNA binding
Source: RefSeq, a predicted model, not a curated record